Enterobius vermicularis (human pinworm) is the source of this 297-nucleotide messenger RNA. NCBI's taxonomy places the organism in Eukaryota, Metazoa, Nematoda, Chromadorea, Rhabditida, Oxyuridae. The record is from the annotation of a GenBank genome assembly.
AUGAGCACUAUUUUCAUUUUGAAAAUUCUCCCUAUCGUCGUCUGCACACAUCCUUUGCCGAUUUUCAACGAUGCUUUGGGGUUGCGAACUCCGCUCGCUGGUUGGCCCGUUGCUGCUGCCGCCGUUGUUGCUGCCAGUUACUUCGGUUGUUUCGUUGGCUGUACCGGUUGUGUUCCAUUUAUUAUUAUUGGUCGCGACAUUGAUAUCAAUAGUGAUAAUAACUUUCCGACUAACUCUGCUGUUCCUGACGUUGCUAACAGUAGUAAUAUGAAUGUUGAUUUUGGCUUGCAACUGUAG